Molecule: messenger RNA, 987 nt
Organism: Xenopus laevis (African clawed frog)
Lineage: Eukaryota; Metazoa; Chordata; Amphibia; Anura; Pipidae
Product: olfactory receptor 11L1
Exons: 1
Coding region: 1-987 (328 amino acids)
Source: RefSeq, a predicted model, not a curated record
AUGUUAUUCAUCAAUCAAACCCAUGCCAAUCAUUUUAUCAUUCUGGGACUAUUAAAUACAACUGAGACAAACAUGCCUCUCUUCAUUGCAUUUCUGUGUAUUUUUCUAGUCACCCUCACAGGAAACAUAAUCAUUAUAACAGUAGUUUGCCUUGACCGUGCUCUUCAAACCCCUAUGUAUUUUUUCCUCGCCAACCUGUCUUUUCUGGAAAUUUGGUACACAGUUACAAUUGUCCCCAAAUUGUUAGUCAAUCUCUCUCUAAAAUGCAAUUAUAUUUCCUUUGUUGGCUGCAUGACUCAACUUUUUUUCUUUGUGACAUUUGGAGCAUGUGAGUGCUACCUGCUCUUAGUUAUGGCUUAUGAUCGGUAUUUGGCUAUUUGUAAACCUCUAUAUUAUUUAACUGUGAUGGAUAACAAGACAUGUUUAUAUCUUGUUUCUGGUUCCUGGAUUAUUUCUGUUUUCACAGGAUUGAUCCCAGUCAUGCUUAUUUCUCAGCUGGAAUUUUGUGGGUCUCGGGAGAUUAAUCAUUUCUUCUGUGACAUACCACCCCUACUACAGUUAUCCUGUGGAGAGAUUUACAACACUGAAAUAUCUAUUUUUAUACUGUCCCUGGUAGUUCUUUUCUUCUCUUUAAUUUUGACACUGGUUUCCUAUCUUUUUAUUGUAGUCUCUAUACUGAGCAUUUCAUCAUCUAAUGGCAGGAGUAGGACUUUCUCCACAUGUGGUGCUCAUCUCACAGUGGUGCUGAUCUAUUAUGGCACAAUGAUAUUUAUUUAUGUCAGGCCUCACUCAGGACACAUGUCAGAAAUGACCAAAUUUGUGUCUGUUUUUUACACUGUAGUCACUCCAGGACUGAACCCCAUAAUUUACAGUCUAAGGAACAAAGAAGUAAAAAUGGCAUUUAAAAAAAUCAUCCUUAGAUUAUUGUCUCCAUGCGGAUCUUUAUUGACCUUUAAAAUGCAAAUGGAACCUUAUCAUAUUUGUUAA